AUGCCUCGCAAGGUAAACUUCAGCGUAGUGCAAGUGAGCGGCGAAGACGAGAACUUCCAGGCGGUCGAACUGAACUUGCACGGACCGACCGUCAAGGGCUGGCUCUCGAAAAAGUACUCGACCUAUCCCCAAGAAAUCGUCAUUCAACUCGAGACAAAGUGCAGGAUAUGUCGGAUACAAAUUUUAUCGCACCAAUACUGCAUCGCCACGACGAUAGACAUUUACGUGGGCAACGUCCCCAAGGGCCUGGAAGUGGCGCCAUACAACGCACGCUGGAUUCAUUUAGGGGAAGUCUCCUUGGCGGACAACGUGCACUCCGAGUACAAGUCCCGGGAACUCAAGUCCGUUCUCGUGGACGCCAUUGGGGACCUCGUCAGAUUUCGCAUUCACGCAAAUCACGUCAACAAGUACAACGUAUACAACCAGGUAGGGAUCGUUGCAUUGAACGUCAUCGGCGACGACGUGGUACUAGACGGUUCCGGUGAAGAUGAGAAGACCACGUGGCAGACCAUCAUCAAACGGAACGAGGAAAUCUCUCCGAUGGACGACUUGGCAUUCGAUAUGUACGUGGACACCGAAGUGGCGCAGAUCUUACGCAAGCUGGAAGCGAAGAAACGAGACGCCAUCGCCGAGGAGAGAUUCGUAUUCGCCAAGAAGUUAAAAUAUGCAGUCGUGGAACUACAGAAGGUGGGCGAGAAGCUGGGCAAAAUGGUGAUCGAGAAGCAGAUGGCGGUCGAGAUGGAAGACUUCGACAAGGCGCGCCAAAAGAAGCAGCACAUCGAGGAGUACCGACUCAACGCCUACGAGCACCUCCGACUGCCAGAGCUCAUGGAGAUGGAGGGCUACAAUCCGGAGCGUGACUCGGCACUUCCAGGUCCUGUGCCGUCUCCCGAGAAGCCCAACAAGCAAGGCCUGCACGUCACCAUGGACACCGGGCCCCCUCAGCAGGAGCCCCAGCGAAAUCCCCAGGCCGAGCCCAUCAGCUCGCAGCAGCUUCAGCCUCAGCUGUCUCUGCCACGUCAUCAAGCCCCGAAACCGCAGAAGAACCCGUACCUGGCUCUCGAGAACAGAGUGGUCGUCGGCUCUAGAAGAGUCGAAAACGAAGACGACGGCAAGGAGCUGGUUUUGGGUCGAAUGUCUCUGAAGGACCGUCAAGAAGCUGCCCUUCCGAUUGAAGUCUUUGGACUACGGCUGGUGCAAAAACUGUACUCCAAGAACUUCAUUCAGCGCGAGGAGGCCUUCAAAGAAAUGCAGCGGUUUCUGGAGCGGUACAACUCGCGCCGGAGCCGGCACUCGCCCGAAGACGUGCUCAAGGCCGUCACCUUUCUUCUCCAGAGAGGGGUCCGAGACAAGGUGCUCUCGGUAUUCAUACAAGCCUUGAAUACGAUGCAGAUACUCUUCACGCGGUUCACGAUCGUCCAGCGAAUAUCGAAAGGUGACGUGACCGUGGCCGUGAAUAAAACAGUUCCCAGGAUACUCUACCGGACCGGCGAUACAGCUCCUCGGGUGAAAACUGUGGCAACCGAUUUUCUUCUGGAGAUGGGAGACUACGAAGAUGUCAAGGCGGUGCAGGCGAUGUUGCACAUCAUUCUGCGGCCCUUUUCCGAGUCGACAAACCCGAGGCUUGCCCAGGGCCGAUGCGAACUCGUCGAACAACUGGUGGCCCGCUUCCCGCCGCUCAGUCAGAGCGACCCGUUGUUCGAGCACAUGAUGGCGUUCGCCAUCCGGGCCCUGUCGCACCCGUCGCUCCAGGUGCGCGAGGUGGCCGAGCAGAUCCUGCUGUCGCUGUAUCGCCUGCUGGGCACUCCCGUGCGCCAGUGCCUCGUGCCGGAAUCCACCAAGACCACCAGAAACUUUACCUACAAGAAGGUCUUCGAGGAGUUCGAGAAGAUCGACAAAGAGCCCACCAGUGCCCAGCGCCAACCUCGGCGGCAACGUUCUGCGUCUGCCGACAGCCCCAGUUCCGGUUCCGGUCGUCGGGACUUCGUCAAGGAGCUGGCCGCUCCUUCGAGUCGAUCCCUGCAAGAGCUUCCCAAGCUGUCCUCCCAGCAGGAAGGCGCCGGCGGGGGAGCCGCAUUUAAUCUGGACAAGAUGUGCAUGUUCUGCGAGGAGACCAACGACAAGUUCAACGCCGAGACGCUCAACUACCACUACUGGACCGAGUGCCCCAUGCUCAUGCUCUGCUACAACUGCAAACAGGUGGUGGAGAUCUCCGGCCUGACACGACACCUCCUGGAGGAAUGCGUGUCCCGUACCCAGUACCGCCUCUGCAUCCGCUGCAAGGAGGCCAUCGCCAAGACGCGCUUCGACGGACACGUCAAGCUCAAGACCUGCGUUCCGGCCAAGCCACCCCACCAGGCGAACCACUGCCCGCUGUGCCACCAGAACUUCGCCCCGGGGGACGACGCGUGGAAGGUGCACCUGAUGAGCGAAGUGGGCUGCGCAUUCAACCCGAGGCGCCGACACAAGUUCUUCCGAUGGAGAUCCGGGUCUGUUUGGGAGCCGGACUACAGUGUGGCCGUCCCGGACACGAUGGCCGGAAAACUCAAGAUCCUGGGCGCCCUGCCUCCGGAGUACCGCCAGUACACCCUGCACCACUCGCGCAGCAAGUCUGAGCCGGCUCCGGCGAAACGAAAUUCGGGAACGCAAACAAAUGACGAAGACGAAGACUCGGCCUCUGCCAUCAAGCCGCAGUGA
Molecule: messenger RNA, 2697 nt
Organism: Ixodes scapularis (black-legged tick)
Lineage: Eukaryota; Metazoa; Arthropoda; Arachnida; Ixodida; Ixodidae
Product: centrosomal protein of 104 kDa
Exons: 23
Coding region: 1-2697 (898 amino acids)
Cellular component (GO): cilium
Source: RefSeq, a predicted model, not a curated record